AAAAUAUACAUUCAGUUUAAGGAUCCGAUGACAACCGUUGACAUAUGGAUGAAUUCACCGUUUGGCAAGCUCAAGAUCUACCUCUUCAAUGUGACGAAUUCUGAGGAGUUUCUCGGCGGAUGCCAUAAAAAAGUGCGCCUAGAGCAGAUUGGUCCCAUAACUUACAAUGUCAUUGGCUUCAACUAUAUUUUCAGUCGCACCGAGGACAGUGUGACAUAUCGCAGGAAUCGCUAUCGCCAUAUACAUUUUUUACCCUACGGAAGUGUUUCUCCGGACAUUCUAAACCAGACAAUUGUGCAGUUCAACGAUAAGGCUGUUCUCAACCGAUCGAAGACUUUCUUUUCUUUCAGAAGCGUCUAUGACUUCCUCCACAGCAACUUUGAUCCAUUUAAUAACGCAACUAAAGAAAGAGAAAAAGUCUUUACCGUCAACAGUGGCACAAAGCGUGGAAUGGAGAACUUCUUUCGAAUACAGACUCUCAACGGAGAGUACUCAAUUAAGACCUACGAGCGAGCAAAUUCCAGUAGCAGCUUCGAU
This is a messenger RNA of Drosophila sulfurigaster albostrigata, 537 nucleotides long. RefSeq lists its product as uncharacterized. NCBI's taxonomy places the organism in Eukaryota, Metazoa, Arthropoda, Insecta, Diptera, Drosophilidae. The annotation marks the transcript as partial. The transcript is spliced from 2 exons. The record is from RefSeq and is a predicted model, not a curated record. Gene Ontology annotation, cellular component: membrane.